Physella acuta is the source of this 1098-nucleotide messenger RNA. RefSeq lists its product as uncharacterized. The record is from RefSeq and is a predicted model, not a curated record. Lineage: Eukaryota; Metazoa; Mollusca; Gastropoda; Physidae.
AGAUGGAGACGGAGACGUGUGACACCUGAGAUUCCGCAAGAGUAGUGGGCCCUGCUUCCAAUGAGUUCGCUCACAUCUGAAACUAAAUAUUCUUCCGCUUUUUUAAAAUAAAAUAGCCAGUCGAUAGUUUAAUUUUUUUAUAUACUCAAGGGAGGCAACCACGCGAUAUAUAUAGAAAACUUUUAGAGUUAAGGUUUCUGUAAGAAGAAAAAACUUGGACCAGACGAAACUGUUUUAAAUAUUUAUUCGAAAAAAAAAACUAUUUUGUUCCGCCUCACGAAUCUCAACCAUCAUGCCAAUGGGAUCUGCACGUGUACUCACGAGCUUGGUGCUGCUUGGACUCGUUGCCUUGUCCGUCUGCAGGACCUCGCCCUUUGACCCAGAAGAAGAGAUCAACGACUUCCAGGACGACCUCUCUAAAAGGUCAUUUCCGGGAGACGCCUCCCCAGACCCGCUCCUCCUCGCGCUGAGAGCGCAUGCGCAUUCACUGCGCCAGCUGGAGUCGGCCAUUUUAGAUCAGAAAAGAUCCCUGACCAGUGGUCAGUACAGCUCCUUUCCAUUUAGGCUCGAUGACGACACGGCGUAUAGGGGCAUGAAGCGACGGUCGCUCUGGUCGCCCCUAGGGUACCUGCCCGCCUCUGCAAGGGUUCAGGGCAGCAGCUCCGGCACCGCCCGGCCUGAAAAUGGAGAAAGUGGUGCCAGCGCUUUCCGUUACGGUUAAAACGGAUUGGGACGUUAAAUACCAUCAACAGCAACAACAGUAACAACAGCAACAGCAACAACUGCAACAACUGUAGCAACAGCAACAACUGCAACGACAUCAACAACAGCAACAAAAGCAACACCACCACAUCAUUUAGCUUAGUCAUUCAUUAAGGUAUUUGACAUUAUGUCGUCAUCAGCACACGUCAAAGAGAAUCUGAAAAUCUAAAACAAAAAAAAAACAUUUAAAAAAUUAGGUUUGAAUGUAUUGUUUUUCUUCCACAAUAUCGCCGUGGUUGUAGGAUUGGCAUUUUUAAUUAGUUUAUUUUAAUUAGCGAAUUAAAAAUCUAUUGUAAUCGCAUAAUGAUAAGAUUGUUGCAAAAAUAAAACAAAUCU